AUGGGGAGUCUUCGAGAUGGCACAGGUGGGACAGCCUCUCACAAACUGAGCAACUUCCUGGAUGAUUCCAGGCCACCAAUAUCACUGACGGAGGAGCGAGCGGGUCUGUUGGCUGCCUGGGUGUCCAGAACACAGAGAGGAUUGCAUGGAGUCCAUGAGCGUUAUUCGCAAGAUGGAUGUCCUCUGUCCCCUUUAUCUCUGCUGAGGAUGACCUUUGGUUUUUUGAGCACAGGAGACCAGGCAGCCAAGGGAAACUAUGGACUUCUUGAUCAAAUCCAGGCCCUGCGCUGGAUGAGUGAAAACAUUGCAUUCUUUGGGGGUGACCCUUUACGCAUUACUGUUUUUGGGUCUGGGGCUGGGGCCUCGUGUGUCAACCUGCUGACUCUUUCCCAUUAUUCUGAAGGUAACCGUUGGAGCAAUUCAACCAAAGGUCUUUUCCAAAGGGCCAUAGCCCAAAGUGGCACAGCCUUGUCCAGCUGGGCUGUCAGCUUUCAGCCGGCCAAGUAUGCCCGCAUGCUGGCCAAAAAGGUGGGGUGCAACCUCAAAGAUACAGUGGAGAUGGUAGAGUGCUUACAGAAAAAACACUACAAAGAACUAGUGGAGCAGGACAUCCAGCCUGCUCGGUACCACAUCGCCUUUGGACCCGUCAUUGAUGGUGAUGUGAUCCCCGACGACCCUCAGAUCCUUAUGGAACAAGGGGAAUUCCUCAACUACGACAUCAUGCUGGGCGUCAACCAAGGCGAGGGGCUAAAGUUUGUGGAACUCAUUGUAGACAACGAGAACGGAGUUCAAGCCAACGAUUUUGACUAUGCCGUGUCAAGUUUUGUGGAUGAUUUAUAUGGUUACCCCGAGGGGAAGGACAUCCUGCGGGAGACCAUUAAGUUUAUGUAUACUGACUGGGCUGACCGCCACAACCCGGAGACCAGAAGAAAGACCCUGCUGGCACUCUUCACAGAUCAUCAGUGGGUGGCACCAGCAGUGGCAACAGCAGACCUCCACUCCAGCUUUGGCUCGCCUACUUAUUUCUACGCCUUCUACCAUCACUGCCAGACAGAGCAGGUGCCACCCUGGGCUGAUGCGGCACAUGGCGAUGAGAUCCCAUAUGUGUUUGGGCUGCCCAUGAUUGGUCCAACUGAGCUUUUCCCCUGCAACUUCUCCAAAAAUGAUGUGAUGCUUAGUGCAGUGGUAAUGACCUACUGGACCAACUUUGCCAAGACCGGUGACCCCAACCAGCCAGUUCCACAGGACACCAAGUUCAUCCACACUAAGCCUAACCGUUUUGAGGAAGUGGCCUGGACGCGUUACAACCAAAAGGACCAGCUGUACUUGCACAUCGGCUUGAAGCCCCGUGUCAAGGAACAUUACCGUGCCAAUAAGGUCAACUUAUGGCUGGAGCUGGUGCCUCAUCUCCACAGCCUCAACGAGGUCACCCAGAUCAUUUCCACCACCACUAAGUUGCCUCCACCCGAGGUCACUCCCCGUACACCAAAGAAGAUCCCACUCAACACCAAGAGGCCCUACCCUACACCGUUUCCCACUGAAACACUGAACCAGAACCAACCCUUCCUAGAGAAUCAGCGGGACUACUCCACCGAACUAAGCGUCACCAUCGCCGUUGGUGCCUCGUUGCUCUUCCUCAACAUAUUGGCAUUUGCUGCACUCUACUACAAGAAGGAUAAGCGAAGGCACGAUGUCCACCGGCGUUGCAGCCCACAGAGGACCACAGCCAACGAGCUGCCCCAUACGCAAGAAGAGGAGAUCAUGUCUCUACAAAUGAAACACAGUGACUUGGAGCGCGAGUGCCGGGAGGCCAUGCACCCGCACGAGGUGGUCCUGAGAACUGCCUGCCCGCCCGAUUACACACUCGCCAUGCGCCGAUCGCCGGACGACAUCCCUCUCAUGACCCCAAACACCAUCACCAUGAUACCCAACAGCAUGCCAGGCCUCACCUCCUUACACCCCUUCAAUAGUUACCCCAGUGGACAGAAUAACACCCUGCCCCAUCCACACCCUCAUUCACACUCCACCACUAGAGUAUAGCCACACACACACGGUCUCACACACAAACACCAACAUACACACACAUAUACACUCCCACCGUUGUGGAGUACAAGUGUGACAACAAAUGGAGGAGAUGGCACUGGGUUGAGGAAUAUCUUUACUCCCGGUGCUCCGAGGAACAGUAAACAACAAUGCUGAUUUUUGUGCCUCGAGAGCAAAACCAUCGUUUUAUAUUAAAGGCGAAAAACUAAAAGACAAAAAAAAAAAACUAUUUCUGAUGUAAUGAAAAACAAACAGAGAUGAUUUUUUACCCUUAUAUUGUGACAAAACCAGGGCCAUUUCCUGGGAACAACUAUCAGUCUGGGAUUCUUUGAGGAAUGGUUUGAUUCAGUUACCCAGAGAGGAAACAACGGAAGCACAGAAUAGAUGAUGUGUGGGAGGCCCUUUGUAAACAAAAGGAAACAUAUUGUUUUCCCGGGGCACUGGAUUGUAGAUUACUCUCUUCAGAGCAGACGGGAGAUGCUGUUUACCUAAUUUAGGAAUGUGUUCUCCUUCUGGUGGAGAAUGUGGAAUACUACAGGAAAAAGAAGAGAAUGAGAAAUCCUCAAGAAUAUGCACAAUAGAGACAUUCGCUGAAUGUCUUUGAAUUCUUUUUGUCAAUUUAUUUUUGGGGGAGCAAUUUUAUUGUAUAGGACAUAUUUACAUAUCUAGAUAUGUACACAAAACACCCAUGCUCUUUGAGCUCUGGCUGGGGGCAUUGAUACUGAGGAAUCUGCCUCAAGAGCGUAGCGGGGAAUUUAUUGGCUUCCUGGCAGAUACAGCU
Sinocyclocheilus anshuiensis is the source of this 2824-nucleotide messenger RNA. Its product is annotated as neuroligin-1-like. Gene Ontology annotation, molecular function: neurexin family protein binding. Lineage: Eukaryota; Metazoa; Chordata; Actinopteri; Cypriniformes; Cyprinidae. Gene Ontology annotation, cellular component: membrane. Bases 1 to 2040 code for a protein of 679 amino acids. The record is from RefSeq and is a predicted model, not a curated record. The transcript has 5 exons.